ACAGUCCAACACUUCUUCAUUGAACGGUUGAACCCACUUUGGUGAUUGCUUGCAAAACACAAACCCAACACAAAGAGAGCCAUUUUUGCCAGAUUCCUCUGCGCUCAUCUUCCUUCUUUUUACGCGCACACACAGAAAAGGAGAGAGAAAACUUUCAAUGGCGGAGAAGCCAGAAGCAGUGAAGGUUUUAUACUGCGGUGUAUGUGGUUUACCUGCAGAAUACUGUGAAUUUGGACCUGAAUUUGAAAAAUGCAAACCCUGGUUGAUCCAAAAUGCUCCUGAUAUCUACCCUGAUCUUAUUAAAGAGAGCGGUGGCAAUGAAGUUGAUAAGGUAUCUGAUCAGAUGCAGUCCACUUCAAUUUCUGCUGGUGGCUCUUCAACAUCUCAACCAGAAGAAGUAAAAAGACUUCCUGGCGGGAAAGUGAAGAAGAAAGACAAGAAAGAAGUUAUUAUUGAGAAGGUUGUACGGAAUAAACGAAAAUGUAUCACUACUGUGAAAGGAUUGGAACUUUUUGGUGUCAAACUCAGUGAUGCUUCAAAAAAGCUGGGGAAAAAGUUUGCUACUGGAGCGUCCGUUGUUAAGGGACCAACGGAGAAGGAGCAAAUUGAUGUUCAAGGGGAUAUAGCCUAUGAUAUUGUGGAUUUUAUUACAGACACUUGGGCUGAUGUACCAGAAACUUCAAUUUUCUUCAUCGAGGAUGGAAAGAAGGUUCCAGCAGCUUGAAUCUGAAAGCGAGAUGGGAAACUGAGAAGUUCAAUGGGCUGUUACUUCAAUACAUGCUUAGUACCUUGCAAAACAGGAAUCAAGUGUAGUUCAUGUGGGGGUAUCUGCACAGGAGGUUUGUUUUUUUCUUUUUCCUUGUAUUCCGGCGAUAGUUGCCCCCUUGUAUUUCACGUUCAAAUUUUACAUCUUUUUUUGGUGAAUUAUAUUUAACAAGUAUCCUAUCUGUUUAAAGAUGUAUGCUAGUAGCUGCAAUAGUUUUUCUUAUUUUUUUUAUUUUAUAUCUUUAUUGUGAGGUAUAUUGAAAAUUGUUGAACCUUGUACAACUUGUUUGCAUCAAUAACAGUUAUAUACCACUGUGAUUGUAACUAGAAAA
Messenger RNA from Chenopodium quinoa (quinoa), 1097 nucleotides. RefSeq names its product translation machinery-associated protein 22-like. Gene Ontology annotation, molecular function: mRNA binding; translation initiation factor activity. Gene Ontology annotation, biological process: translation reinitiation; formation of translation preinitiation complex. The transcript has 7 exons. The record is from RefSeq and is a predicted model, not a curated record. NCBI's taxonomy places the organism in Eukaryota, Viridiplantae, Streptophyta, Magnoliopsida, Caryophyllales, Amaranthaceae. The coding region runs from base 158 to 724 and encodes 188 amino acids.